Molecule: messenger RNA, 306 nt
Organism: Fusarium vanettenii 77-13-4
Lineage: Eukaryota; Fungi; Ascomycota; Sordariomycetes; Hypocreales; Nectriaceae
Exons: 4
Coding region: 1-306 (101 amino acids)
Source: RefSeq, a predicted model, not a curated record
AUGACUUGCAAAGUCGGUUCUGCUAAUCCUGAUAUCGCGGGACUGGGGUCCCCCGUCUUAUCUGUAGACCGGGUUAGGGCGGUUGUAUUUCGCGACAACCCCAAGGAAUUGGCUCUCGACCAAGCCAUCACCAUGCAUUUGCAAGAAAUUCAUCACGCCCAGUCGACGUUUUUUAAAAAUGUACUGAGCAAGUGUCAUUCGAAGAUGUUCACCCAAGGUCCGCCUCGAGCACCAAUAAAUGCCACUCCAAACCCCAUGCCGCCCCUUGUGACGUACAAGUCGUCAACGCAAUUGGCCUACUUCUAG